This is a messenger RNA of Penicillium robsamsonii, 2100 nucleotides long. RefSeq names its product ferric reductase family protein. Gene Ontology annotation, cellular component: plasma membrane. Gene Ontology annotation, biological process: iron ion transport; intracellular iron ion homeostasis; copper ion import. The record is from RefSeq and is a predicted model, not a curated record. Gene Ontology annotation, molecular function: ferric-chelate reductase activity. The transcript has 2 exons. Bases 1 to 2100 code for a protein of 699 amino acids. Lineage: Eukaryota; Fungi; Ascomycota; Eurotiomycetes; Eurotiales; Aspergillaceae.
AUGUCCAUGUCAAUGGGUGACAUGCCUGCGGGCUCAAUGUCCAUGGGUGAUGGCAUUCCCAGUCUGUUCACCCUGCAAAAGAUGUACUGGGCGGUCGUGGGAAGUGUAGUCGGUGCAGCGACACUCGUUAAUGUGGUGGAUCGCGUUCUUGCUCGGCAUCGCUUGCGAGAUUCUUCACUCACGCCUGCCAAACCAAAAUCACUGUUCUUCAAUAUCUACGCCACCAUCACAGCAACAGCCCGCGAAGUCAGCUAUGCCACCCCACGACCGCUCAGACUCGGAGGGUUGACCCUCCAUUUCCCGCCACUUGGCCCUGUUCUGAUCAUGCUAGCCAACCUGGUGGUAGUCAUGAUCCUUUGUUUCUACAAGCUGGACACACUUGACCCAUGGAAAUGGGAGAAUGUCGGCUACCGCACUGGUUUCAUUGCAAUCUGCCAGCUGCCACUGAUAUUUUUGCUGUCAGGCAGGCAGAACAUUAUCGGGUUCUUGGCAGGAAUGAGCUACGUCAGACUGAACUGGUACCAUCGCUGGGUCACCCGGACACUGUGGCUGACUACUACCAUCCAUAUGGGAUUCUGGUUCCGCAAUUGGGCUCGCUGGAAUUAUAUCACGUACCAGCUCUACAACGAUCCGUUAGCAAAGCGUGGGUUUGCAGCGUGGGUUAUCCUGACCUUUAUUGUGGUCUCUUCCUUUGCGCCAAUUCGUCGGCUCAGUUAUGAGUUCUUCGUCAUUCAGCAUCUUGUCACUUUUGUCGGCUUUAUUGUUGCGGUAUGGCUGCAUGCGCCAGAGGAAGUCAAGAUCUGGGUGUGGAUCCCGAUUGGGCUUGUGGUCUUCGAUAGGGUUGCUCGCUACACCUGGGGUGCGUAUGCCAACUUGGCCAUUUUCCACCGAAAGACCAAGGCCAACGCUCUCUGGGCACACUCGGCUACGUUCACUCCACUACCAGGAAAUGUCACCUGUGUUACUAUCGAAAACCCCGGUAUCGGGUGGCAACCCGGUCAGCAUGUCUUCCUCACUUGCCACUCCGUCGUUCCAUUGCAAUGUCACCCAUUCACUAUCGCAUCAAUCCCAGAAGAUAGCAAGAUGAAGUUUUUCAUCCGCGCCGAGAACGGGGGAACAAGAAGUUUUUUCCGCUAUGCCUCAAAGAGCGAUAAUCUAUUGGGGGAUGGACAUGUGACGAGCAUGUCCUCUGCGACCGUUUUCAUCGAAGGGCCAUAUGGAAGCAUCCGGCCGUUGCGUCAAUUUGAUAGUGCUAUACUGCUGGCGGGUGGCAUGGGUGCGACAUUCACGAUACCUCUUCUGCGGGACGUUGUCUCAGCAUGGAAGAUGGAGAGCAACGGCAGCAAGGAUCAGAUACCCACUCGUCUCGCUCGUCUAACAGCCACCAAGCGGUUGCGUUUUGUCUGGGUAAUCAAAUCACGUUCUCAGCUGACUUAUUUUGACGCCGAACUGCAAUCUCUGUUGGCAGACGUGAAUGAGUGUCGACGUACCCAUUUAAGUUUCGAGAGGGAGAUUGAAAUUAGUAUUUAUAUCACAUGUGAUGAAAAGCUAGAUCCGCCUGGCUCUGUCACACUACCAUUGCAGACAGACUCUCUCUCCGCGAUUCAGACUUUUACACAAGGUGAGACCAAGAAUACCUUCGAGAAAGACAAUAUCUCGAUUCACUCUGUCUCUGCCGAGUCAGCAUUGACUCCAGGCCCCGUGGUCACGGGUAGAGGGUGUCUCCCUGGUGGAGGCUGCUGUUGCACUGCCCAAGUUGAAGACGAGGAGAUUAGUACCGCCGGUGCCUGUACCUGCUCCGGCCCGGCACGUGUUCAAUAUGAGAAGGCUGCUCUGGAUGCGAAGGCCCUUCAGUCUGAAAAAUUCACAAGCAGAACAAUCAUUUAUCCCAAUAUUGUCUCUGGUCGUCCCAAGCCACGAACUAUCAUCCGCAAGGUCCUGGAGAAGGCCGAAGGUGAAAGUGCCGUGGUUGUGUGUGGACCUCGUGGCCUAGCAGAUGAUGUCCGCCGUAGCGUGGUCUCUCUGAGUGAUGAACGAGCUGUGCACAAAGGAACUGGCGCGCAGGGGAUCUAUCUACAUGUUGAGAACUUUGGUUUAUGA